Messenger RNA from Athene cunicularia (burrowing owl), 11072 nucleotides. RefSeq names its product transient receptor potential cation channel subfamily V member 2-like. NCBI's taxonomy places the organism in Eukaryota, Metazoa, Chordata, Aves, Strigiformes, Strigidae. Gene Ontology annotation, cellular component: membrane. The transcript has 19 exons. The record is from RefSeq and is a predicted model, not a curated record. Gene Ontology annotation, molecular function: calcium channel activity; protein binding. Bases 4538 to 6772 code for a protein of 744 amino acids. Gene Ontology annotation, biological process: calcium ion import across plasma membrane.
AGAUAUGGAUUAAAGUCUUAAUUUAAACACUUAAUACCAUGUUAAUUCUUCUUACUAGAGUUUUAACACAGCUCUCUUUCCAGGAGGGAAUGUUCUUUUAAAGACCCCAGAAAGCCACAAACAGAAUAAAAGGGUAUGUUUGUCAGUUCAGUGGGGUGGGUUUUGCUACAAGUUGUGAACUUGUGUUAAAAUUGACUCUGCUCCUGAGAUGAGUGUGGACAGUUUGAUUGCUUGACCCUGCCACAAAGACUUGAGCUUUGGUGUGCUCAGGGGUGCUUUGUAAAACAAAUGUGAGUAGUGCUGUAUUUUUUUAAAUGGAAAAACUACUGUGUAUUCCAGUGACAGCCUGUUCAAAUUAAUUUUUCCAGAAGUGGAUGUGGGGUGUUCCUGUGGCUGAACUACAUGGAAUGCAUGACGUGGGGAAGGAGUAAUUGCAGUGAGUUACUGCAGGGGCAUGCAGUGGGUGGUGGGGAGUCCACUUUGAUAUGUUAGUGAAAACUCCAGUCUUAAAUACUGAAUGGCAGUAUGUGACUGAGCAGUACAACUUUGGUUUGUUGUGAAAUUUUUUUUUUUACACAAUAACAUCAAAAAGUAGGGAUUUCUGACUGAAGUCUGGGUUUGUUUUUUUUAAGGGGUUAUGGAAACUUGCCCAACAGGUGGGGUUAGAAUGGCUUAAUUCAGCUGUGUGGUGUUGGGUCUUUAAAGGUGGGUGUAAUCUGUGCCUCUCUCAAACAACUAGGCUGUAAGGAUGGUGGCUGGCUGUCUUCAUCUGUUGAAUUCUGACAGCUGUUUAACUCGCAAUGGGAGUCUGGGCAUCCAUAUGCUGUGUGCGGUGUUUCUGUGCUGGUGCUCUUUGCUUUUUACUAUAAACCUGUUUUAACACACCCAUCUUGACACAUCCACUGUAGUGUUGCUGUUAAAGUUUGUUUCUCUUUGUUUUCAAUUUGUAACUUACAGUGUGUGUGGUAAGUAAUGUGCUUGUAUCAGCAGUGCAUUCUUAGCAUCGCUGCAGUCGGGGCCAAACAGUUACACUGUUCUCAUAGAAAAUGCACAUUCUAACUAAGGACACUGUAGUUUUAAUGGUUAUAACCAGGAUAGGUUUGUUUUCAGCAUCAGGGCUUGCUUCCCUGGCUACUAUAUGUAGCUGGGCUAGCAGAAAUCUAAAGUUCUGUAAACAAUUGCUGUAAGAGAUAAUUUACUUUCCUGCUAUUGCUUCCUUUGCCUUUCCUUUUUAUGUUCUUCUGCUUAGCAAAGCCUUGCUUUUUCCACUGUAGCCACGUAGGCAGGUUGUGCAGAGAGGUUGUGAAGUCUCCUUCCUUGGAGAUACUCAAAAGCUGUCUGGACAUUCUGGGCAACCAGCUCUAGGUGGCCCUGGUUGAGUAGGGGGCUGGUCAAGAUGACCUCCAAAGGUCCCGUCCCAGCCCAACUGUUCUCUGAUUCUGUCCCUUCUUAGUGGGUGUCCAGCAGCCCUGCUCUGAGCAGUGCAUAAGGUCCCCAAACAGUUUGUAGUCCAGAGGAGAUACGGCACUAAAUUGACAUUCCUUUUCCUGCUGAUGGUUUGCUCUAGGGCGAAGCUAGCUGCUUUACCUUCUCUGGCUCAUAAUUAAGAGAUGUCCUUUCUUAAAGUUCUAAUUAAUCUGUGCUGCGUGGUCAGAUAACUGAUCAGAGAAUGCAGCUAUGAUGGGUGCAGCUGACCGUGCAGAGCUCUCCUGGGGGUUUGGCCCACUCUGUAAGAAGGGGAACCCUGGGAAGGUGCUGUGUUGUUGGCUGAGUGGGUCUGCACCAGCGUCCCGGGUGUGCUCGCUCCAAGCUGGAUUUGGCCAGAGCCAAACCUACAUGGAGCCACUGUCCCUGCUGGUACUUGGGGUGUCCCUGUUUGUGGACGGUCCGUAAGCAGAGCUGUGUGUGGAGCCUGCUUUGAGCUGGCCGUGGGCAGAGGGGGAAUGUGCCAGCGUUUUGUGAUUGUGGGGAACAGCUUAGGCCUGGUUUAGGCAGCCUUGCCUGAUUGUGUUAAACUGAACGUGUCCGUGUGCUGUUUUCCCCAGCCCUGUAGGAAGAUUUCCUUAGGUGAAGGUGGUGCUGGAAGUUAAUUAGCCCUGCAUUUGGCUUACUAGACACGGCACAGAAAAGCACAUCCUUAAAGCCAAAGUAUGAGGAGUGGAAUCCCAAGAUUGUUUCAGUACCUGGGUGAAGAGUCGAGCCAGACUCAGGACAUGGGGGCACUUUCUGCACUACUGUAGGAGCUGUGGUACUGAGGCUCCCGAUCCCCCAGCUAACGGAGGGAUGGCAGUCACUAGCUGGGAGGGAUGACUGCGCAGGUUUUCUUCAUCAGUAAAGACAAAUCUUUGCAAUUUGUCUUAAAUUAUGUGAAUUAGGGAAAAGUACAUAAAUUACAAGGAAAUAUAAAUACGAAUUUUCUUAACGUGCAUUGUUUACACUGAAGAAAUAGUGAACAAAAGACAAAGAGAUUUCAGGCAAUAUGAAUGAUUGAGGUUAAGAUGCAACUUUCAUUUUUCUUACAGUGCAGUGGUACCUCAAUUCAAUCUGCUUAGAGCCAACGAUUCAUAACUAAAAGAAGAAUUUAAUAGGCUUCAGCCAGAAUCUAUGCUCUACUAAAAUAGAAUAAUCCUAAUGCUCCCAUAUUGACAACCAAUUCUGGUAACAUCUUUCAGUCCUCUUGCAAACUGAGUUUUGUGUCUGGCCUUUUAAUUUGUUUCUUAUACCUUCAGUUAAUUUCUAGUCUAUUCUCUUUUUUUUUUAAAAAAAAGAACACACCAAGAUUUCAGGCAUUUUGUCUUCUGCUAUCUUAAAAAAAUACUUGUAUCCAUUUGAAGAUAACAAAUGAGAUAACCCUUGGUUUUGGAUAUGUUUAGUGUUUUGCUCUGUUAGCAACCACCCCAAAACUUAAUCAUUUAGGGGAAGUGAGUUUUAAGGCAGAUAAACAUUGGGAAUACCUCAGUAUUUUUGCAGUUUUGUCUGCAGUUCCAAGGCAUUGCAUAGUAGCUGCAUUCAAAGAUCCUUGUCUGCACAAAUUAUAUUUACGAAACACCACAUCAUCAAAACCGGCCUUAUUUGGAACUUGAGUUUUUAAAUUAAACAAGUUUGUUAGCUGUUUUCAUACAAAGAGUAAGUGAAUGGCUAUAAUUAUCACAAGUAUAUGCUAGCAACUUUUUUUUUUUUUUAACUAUCUUUGAAGAAUUUCCUAUCGAGGCUGUUUUCAUACGCAGCGCGUAUUCAGGUUUACGUAGUGGCCACUGGAUGUCACUCUUUCUCCACAAAAGUUGUUUUGUAACGUUACCGUUGGAUUUCGUGUUUUGCUGCUAUUUGAUUGUCAGUGGAGCAUUCCUUCAGGCUGUAAUCCUACAGAAAGGGAUACAUCAAGUAGAAAUAUACUUCCAUUUAAGGAAUAAGAGAAGUGGAUGGUUCCUUCAAGGGCCUGGGAAGUAUAUAGAUAGGAGCUGUUAAAUAUUACUGUGUAAGUAACAGAAAUACUGUCACGUAGCUUGAGUCCCCAGGGCUAUCAGACAAGUUCUGACAAGGAAUUAUAUUUAGGAAUAUUUAUAUUUUACAUUGGGGACUCACAGGCGUCUCUCGGGGUACAGAAUUCUAUCUGUAUAAUUAUAACAAAUGAAGCUGAUAAAACCCAUCCUUUUGGUGUGGGUUUUGUGUAACAGUUGCAUGAAAACGAAAAUCUGUCCUUGCAAAAGUAUUUGCUAUUUUCCUAAGUGUGAAAAUACACCUCUAAAAGAAACAGUUUUUUUUCUUAACCAUGUGGCUGUUGGGAGAUUUGAAUGAAGUGGCUGGCCUACCCAUUGUUUUGGAGAGGAUUUUAAUGGCCCACCCUUGCACGUUAUUACAGGUUUCCCUCCUCCUGUGAAGAUGAUUUUAAGCUGCUGCUCCUUAGCGUGCCUGCAGAUCAAUGCUGUAAUUAAAUUACAGACACAUGCAGUUUGGAUUCUCUGAUGGACCAACCAACUAGGAGUUUAACGUUGUGCCAUUAAUAGACUGCUAACAUGAGCAUGGUCUUCUCUGCAGAAGAAGAGGACUCUCACCCAUGGAUGUAAAUAAUUUGGGGUCUGCUUUCAUGCUUAUUAAUGCUUGUUGGUGUUUGACUUGGUUUCUACUGAGAGAUUAUUUACCCUCUGAAGGACCCGUUGGGACUCCUUGUCAGAUCAGUUCUUGGGUGGAGCUUGCAGCAACUUGAGACGGUCUGUCUGUACAAGACUGACAAUAAAUAACUCUCGAGCGCUGUGGAGAGGUGGAAACUGCAGCUGAGAAAUGAUUUGGGGGAAAGGAAGACAGAAAAGCACAAGCAAACUAUUAUGGAAAUACAAAUAGCCCUCUAAAGGAUUAACAAAUGUAUCAGCUAUGGAGUCUGGCUGUAGUCCCAGCAAGAGAGAUUUCUCUUCAGAGAAAACCUGUUAACCAUUUGGAGGGAGUACAUGUGAACAAGACGGAGUUAUUAAAUAAAGGUCUGCUUCAGGUUUAGUCUCCCAGCGGGGAACGCCUUUGAUCUGAAAGACCAUCUCUGCUAGAAAUGGAUAACUUCACAAAUGGGCAGCCGGGCCCAGGUCAGAGGAACAGGUUGAUGGGAUUGCUAGAAACAGAUGACAGUAUCCAGGAAGAUAAACCUGCAUCUAGCAAAAAGGAAGAAAGAUCAGGACAUGGAAAGAAAGGAGAGCCACGACCCUUGGAGACACCUUAUCAAAAGGAGAGCAGUGACUUUUCUCCUAAAGUCAAGAUUAAUCUGAACUAUAGGCCAGGACUCGUUAGCAACCAAAAAGACCCAAAUCGCUUUGACAGAGACAGGCUCUUCAGCGCGGUCUCAAGGGGCAGCCCCGAGGCACUGGAUGGUUUACUUGAGUACUUAAGGAGGACCUCCAAGUUUCUCACCAAUUCUGAAUACACAGAUGCAAAGACUGGGAAGACCUGCUUAAUGAAAGCCCUGUUGAACUUAAAAAAUGGAAAGAAUGACACAAUCCCACUUUUGCUGGAAAUAGACCAAAAGACACAGAAUCCCAGGCCGCUUGUCAAUGUGGCGUGCUCUGACUGUUACUACAGAGGGCAGACAGCACUCCAUAUUGCCAUAGAGAAAAGGAGUCUAGAUUUAGUGAAACUUCUAGUAGAGAAUGGAGCUGACGUCCAUGCCAGAGCCCAUGGUGAAUUCUUCAGGAAGAAGAAAGAAGGAGUUUAUUUUUAUUUUGGUGAACUUCCCCUUUCCUUGGCUGCUUGUACCAACCAGCUUGAGGUGGUGGAAUAUCUUCUAAACAAUCCCCAUCAGAAAGCCAGGCUCCAGGAGCAGGAUACACAGGGCAACACAGUCCUCCAUGCCCUGGUGAUGAUUGCAGAUGACACUGAGGAGAACACCAAGUUUGUGAGCACAACAUAUGUUGAGAUCUUGAAGGCAGGUGUGAAGGUUGACCCAACGUGGAAACUGGAGGAGAUUGUGAAUUAUGAUGGACUAAAUCCUCUGCAGCUUGCUGCCAAGACAGGCAAAGUGGAGAUCUUUAAGCACAUCAUCCAAAGAGAGAUCAAAGACCCAGUGUACAGGCACCUGUCACGCAAGUUCACUGAAUGGACCUACGGACCCAUCCAUGUGUGUCUCUAUGACUUGUCCUCUAUAGACAGCUUUGAGGAAAACUCUGUGCUGGAGAUUCUGGCAUACAGCAGUGACACACCGAAUCGUUACAAGAUGGUGGUUUUGGAGCCACUGAACAAACUGCUUCAGCAAAAAUGGGAAACGUUUGCUUCCAAGAGAUUCUACUUCAGUUUUGUCUCAUACUUGUCAUUCAUGAUCAUCUUUACAGCCAUUGCAUACUAUCAACCCUUACGGGUAAAGCCUUCAUUUCCAGUGGAGUUCACAGCUGGAGGCUUCCUGUGGGUCUCUGGACUGAUCAUUAUCUUGCUAGGAGGCAUUUACCUAAUCUUUGCUCAGAGCCUGUACUUGCGGAGGAGGCGCCAGUCCCUGAAGACUAUGUGUUCUGACAGCUGCAUUGAGAUCUUGAUCUUCAUCCAGGCUUUUUCAUUGCUGUUGUCAGCAGUCCUGUAUGGUGCAAGUUCAGAAAACUACGUGGCAGUGAUGGUGUUCUCCCUGCUUUUGGGAUGGGUGAACAUGCUGUAUUACACUCGGGGCUUUCAGCGCACUGGGAUCUACAGUGUCAUGAUACAAAAGACUAUCCUGAGAGAUCUGCUGCGUUUCCUCUUGGUUUAUAUGAUCUUCCUGUUUGGCUUUGCUGCAGCUCUGGUUACGCUGAUGGGGGAUGCUCCUUCGGCCUCUCAGAACAAGUCCCUUGCUCACCUGGAGAGCACUGGGAGCCAUGCUAUGUACGGCGGGCUGCUCAGCGUCUCCCUGGAGCUCUUCAAGAUCACCAUUGGGAUGGGGGACCUGGAUUUCCAGGAACAUGCCAGAUUCAGAUACUUCGUCAUGCUCCUGCUGCUUCUCUUUGUGAUCCUCACUUACAUUCUUCUGCUGAACAUGCUGAUUGCGCUCAUGAGUGAAACUGUCACAGAUAUUUCUGGUUAUAGCAAAAGCGUCUGGAAGCUGCAGAGGGCUAUCGCUAUUCUAGAAAUAGAGAAGGCCUGGCUGUGGCGCCAAGGUGGGAAGAGGAGAUCUGGCUGCUUCAUGUCAGUGGGCCUCAAUAAAAAAGAUGAGAGGUGGUGUUUCAGAGUAGAGGAAAUUAAAUGGACAAAUUGGGCGAAGGAUGUGGGAGUUCUUAAGGAAGAACCUGGAAACGUCAGUGAUUCAGAAAUAAAUCCAGAAGCUUCCUGCUGACAAAGGGCUGCUGUUUUUGUCUCCUGCUGUAGAGACAAGAUCAUGGAAACGGAUGCCACAGAAAGAUCCGAGAUCAGCUGUUUCAGAGGAGCAGUCACUGUUGCAGCCCCAGCUACCAGCAACUGAGAUGAUGCCUCUAGAGGGACAAACCAGAAAUCUUUAGCAGGUUUUUCUGGACUGCAACCUUGCUUCCGUCUUCAAAGGAUUAGUUCUUCCUGCAGCAGCUGGAAGAAUUGAAGGCAUUAUCGGUAUUAAAGUGCAUUUCAUCGAAGACUUUGGUUCAGCCUGUGGCUUUAAAUACUUUCAUGCACUUUAAACGUUCAUUUUCUUUGAAGAAACUAUUUUUACUCAACUUUCUCUGCCUGACACUUUCUUAUUACUAUGUCUAAAAGUGCAAGAGCAAGAUCACAGGGGCAGUGGGGAGUGGUUUUUGGGAAGGCAGUGCUUUCUGAGCUGUACAGAAAUAAUGCUGUUUGCUGUAGAGAAGCAAAGGAUGGAGUGACCUGUCUAAGAAUGGGUUGACUGUUAUUCUUUUGUCACAAGAGACUGCACUGAAGUGCUUUGGAAUAAAGAGUGUUGUAGAGUCUUAAAAAGUUGCGAAGGAUGAAGUUGGCUCCUGUGCAAAACACUCCUGGUGUGAGACAUGAGUGGACAAAUAGUCUUCAGUCAUCAAGAGUCAUAGAGUCUUUGUGUCGGGACCUGCAGUGCUCAGUGUUUAGCCCACAGCAGAAUUCCCGUUUUACAAUAUUAUUAAAUUGUUUGCAUGAUGUGCACAUUUAUUUAAGAACACAAAAGUGAUGUGGAUUUCCUGGACCUGUAACCUCAUGUGGUGAAUUUUUGAAAGAUCUGUCUGUCACAGGUUGUUUUGUCUCUGUAGAAAACAGCAGCAAAAUCCUGCACAUGGCUUCUGAGACAGAUGAGCCAAAAUGCAUCGUGUGGUUAACUUUUCCUGUCAGUCUUAGCGGGCGUCCUGUGUUGCUGUAAAUGAUUGCAAGGACCUCAUUGCUCAUUUUGAUCUGCACACUGCCUCAGAUGGGAUGGGAAGCGUACUUUAAACUCUGUGGAAAAGAGAUAAAAAUGCCCUGUCUCACUUUCAGCCUAUAUUUAAAAAUACUAAUCUGUUUCUGUAAACUCCACAUAGCAAGUUUACUUAAUUGAAAAUGUUCAUCCUUGGAUAUAUUUUAAGAUCUUCAGCCUCUCUCAAGAAGGAAGAGAUGUGAUCAGACUAUAAGGCUUGAUCAGCUCCUGAUCACGUUUUACCCAGCACUGUGCUGACCUCACUGCCAUGCAAGUUAACUCUUGUUUUUCACGACCUCAUGUCAGUUUAUACAGCCACAUCUGAAAAUGUAACAGCUGAUGUUGCAUUGGGUGCAUCUUUUAUACAGGGAAUUGCUAGUGAUAACCCUGAAAAUGUGACAGACUACAGAUGUUGGCAGCACUUUUCCUUCAGCAAGAUACACCAUGCAACUGAAGAUCUUCUGUUGCUCAUUUCUACUCUGAGCAAGUGAAGCUAGGGAGCUUGUCUUUUGGAGACAAUCAUCUUAAUUCUGUUGCUUACUACAUGUAUGUGACUGGCAGCAAAAGCAUUGCUUUUAAAACUUAUUCCCUAUCACUUCAAACAGGUUCUUCCCCUGUGCUGGGCAAUUCUGUCUGCAGCUUCACUGCAUUGAGCCUCUGAAUUGUAAUUAACUUUUUUCAUUCCCAGUGUCUACUGUUUUCUUGCUUUGUGAAGCCUUCAGUUGCUUUUUUCCAUCUAUGGCUUUGUCCUAAGUGUUCCCAAGAUUUGGCAAGGUGCUCAUAUUGCACAAAAGGAUCAUCUGGCAUAUGGUAAUCUAUUGCUGUGCUUGGUGCCUUGCUGUGAUAGGGACACUUUGAGAUUCUCCAAAAAUGCAGACCCAGAUCUGCCAUCCUUGCCUGGAGUUUUAAUAAAUAACAAAAGAAAAAAUCUUGCAUCCUGCUAGUGUUUUUGGUAGCUGUGGGCUGUGGCAGCUUGCUUUCAAGAUAACCUGCCUCUUCAGCUAUUCCUUGAACCUGCUUCUCUUUAAAUCCCUUUCUCAAGCUUGCAGUGUUAAUCUUUUGAUCUACAUCAAAAAUGUUCUUAAACAUCUAGUGUUUGCUCUGAAACAGGGCCUUGACGUUCCUUGUGCAUCAGUCAUGCCACAGAUCAAGCUCAUGAAUGAAGGAUGAUGCACAGCAGACAGGGACAGGCACAUGCAGCAAAGAGAUAUGUCAGGUUGGUCAGAAUAUCUAGCAAUGCCCCAGCUGAUGGACUGUUCUUUGAUGUGCUAUGGAAAAAAGAUUUUCUGAGGAGUUACGACCUCUCUACAGUGAGAGGUGAGUCAACACUAUUAAGAUUAAUAUCAGUAACCUCCCAGUUUUUAAUAUUCUUAAUGCACAAGGCUCCUCUUUGGUUUCACCAUCUGAAUCACUCCCCAUUUUGGUCACGUUACAAACAGGAAGGCUGUCUGGUGUUUUUGUGGGAUGUCUGCAAUUGCUUGUGAGAGGGAAGGACUUAGAAUCUGGUUCAUAGCUUUGAAAGCCCAACAGGAUUUUGGGAUCCGCUCUUAAUGGAUCAUAAUGUUUUGUCAGGAAACACUUCAUUUACGCAGAUGAGGUGUCAUAAGACAGAUGAGCUGUCUUCUCCUUUCUACCUCUUGUGACAGGUAAACCCAUCUGCAUGAUAAACCCAUCCCUAUGCACAUGGGGAGGCUUUGCAGGGCUCUCAUCUGAGAAAACAGAAGGCUUUCACAAACAUCAGUGAAAGAAAUAGCUGCAGUUCGUCUCCUCUGCCUACCCCAUGUAUGAGCCACAGAGAAUCUGAAGGCCCAGCCAUGCCAUGAAGACAAGACACCAUCAGCUCUCGUUCCUUUCCAUGCAGAAUUAUGGAUGCUGAAACCCUUCCCUGUGUAAUUUGAUCAAAGUUGCCUGGCUCCUGGCAGGGCUGGGAGAUGAACGCAGACUGUGUUGUUUCCAAACUCCUCCUUCUCCUCUACUCGAGCACCCUUUGCCUGGUCAUUGCUCCCUGGGUCCCCUCUGCCAGGCUCCAAAUGCUCCCCGCUGCAGUCAUCUAUCUUGCUGCUUAUCUGGUCAUGUCUGGUUUGUAUGGUUACCAAUUCCCCAUAAGGCUAUUUUCCUCAGGGGUAUCGGUGGAAGCAAGACUUUCUUGUUCCUCAAAUGCUUUGCGCAUUUUAUUUUGUUGUUGUAUUCCUUUUUUUUUUUUUUUUCCCCUCCAAAGCAUACUCUGAAGCUGGUAUGGGGAGUUUUAUCUGUGUUAUGUUGAUUCUCUCUCUUUUUGUGACCCCACUUGCAACUAAGCUUUCUUUCCAUUGCCUUUGUAGCUAGCAAAAUAAGUCUUUGAAAUGUGACAAGCAAAAGGGCUUAGACAAGGAACAGAUGCUUUAUGUAAGUCUGCAUAAGCUGCAAAGAGCUAUUUCUGAAGUGAUGCAGCUGGUAGAUUUCUCAGCUGGACUGCUCUUGGGGCAAGCUAUCAGUUUUGUUCUUUGCUGUAUUGAAGAAAUGUCGUUGUUUGCUCUGGGACUAAACAAUGAAAUUGGAAAAAAAAAAUUAGAAGAAAAUGGUUCCACUUUGCAACCUCACAUCUGCUUCAGCAGCACAAAAGUGUGGCCUGACAGGACUAGGCAAAGCCUCAGGAAGGUGUGACUGUGACUGGCUCAUCACUGGCACUAACUGUGACUGAAAUCUGAGUGCAGAGAGCAUUUUCUUCACUUUCUCGACGUGAUCUUUUUUCAGUUUGGAUUUGUGAGAGCUUGAGUGGUACAGCAUUUCUGGACUGUGAGGAUGGUCGUUAAUGUUAAACACAGGGCGUCCUUAGAGGUAGAGAGUUGGAGGUGGCUAGAAAAUGUCUGUGUGAUUUGUUGCACUCCUUUUCUGAGAAUCCUUGGAAAACUCACGCUUUCUUGGCAAAGAGAACUGCAUCUCUGGAAUGGCUUUCUCCCCCCACCCCUUCCAAAAGGAUUUGCUAUGCAAUUAACUCUUCCGAUUGCUCAGCGUUUGCUAUUUCUGCUCAUUUAGCACUUGUAAUAACACACUGCAUCCAAAUAAUACCUGCUACGCAGUAUUCUGAUAGUAUGAACUAUUUAGGAGUAAUUCUGUGCUAGUCUGGUGCAGACUCUAGGGUCAACAGUAGAGAGAAACAAGGGAUCAAUAAAAACCAAAGAAUUGUUGGUAGAGGGGAGAUGUGCAGAAUCUCUUACCAUACCCUGGGCAUCCUGCCAUAAAAUGUCAAUGUUUCUGACCCCAAUAAUAUACAAAAUAAAAGGGGAACACCAAGUACUCUGUG